CCUCCCCCAGUCUUCCGCCUCCUGUCAUUACACACAUUGACCUCCAAACAUGGCCGGCGUGCGAGCCCUGGGUUCCCUCUCCAGACUCACGAGCAGAAGAUAUGCUCUGUUUCCAGGUGCAACCCGGAGAUCAUUCAGAAUUGCAUCUUGUAUGAUGGCUCGUACAAAUGUAAAUUAUGAGAUCAAGGGAGAUGUAGCUGUGGUUCGCAUCAAUGACCCAAAUUCAAAGGUGAAUACAUUGUCUGUUCAAAUGCAAAAUGAGCUGACAGAAGUAAUGAAUGAGAUUUGGGCAAACAAUGCCAUCCAGAGCGCUGUACUCAUCUCAUCCAAACCUGGCUGUUUUAUUGCAGGGGCAGACAUCAACAUGAUUCAGGCCUGUAAGACUUCAGACGAGGUCUCCAAACUCUCUCAGGAAGGGCAGAAGAUGUUUGAGAAGAUUGAAAAGUCUCCUAAGCCCAUUGUUGCUGCCAUAAAUGGAUCAUGCCUCGGUGGUGGCUUAGAGUUUGCCAUUGCCUGUCAGUACAGAGUGGCUACCAAGAAUAAGAAGACAGUUCUUGGUACCCCUGAGGUCAUGCUUGGCCUUCUCCCUGGAGCUGGAGGAACCCAGAGACUGCCCAAAAUGGUUGGUCUUCCCAGUGCCUUUGAUAUGAUGCUGACAGGAAGGAACAUCCGUGCGGAUAAAGCCAAGAAAAUGGGACUGGUUCACCAGCUGGUGGAUACUCUUGGGCCUGGAGUGAAGAGUCCUGAGGAGAGAACCAUUGACUACUUGGAGGAAGUAGCUGUGGAAUUUGCUCGUGGAAUUGCUAACAAGAAAAUUGCACUCACCAAAGAGAAAGGAACAAUGCAGAAGAUCCAAGACUAUGUCAUGAGCUUUCCAUUUGUCAGGAAACAGAUCUACAAUACAGUUGAAAAGAAAGUCAUGAAACAGACUAAAGGACUGUAUCCUGCACCACUGAAAAUAAUUGAGUGUGUGAAGACCGGCAUAGAACAGGGCCCAAAUGCAGGUUACCUGGCUGAGUCACAGAAUUUCGGCAAGUUAGCCAUGACCUCUGAGUCUAAAGCACUUAUAGGCCUGUAUCAUGGUCAAGUCACAUGCAAGAAAAAUCGAUUCGGAACCCCUGCAAAGGAUGUGAAAACACUUGCUGUCUUGGGUGCUGGGCUGAUGGGAGCAGGUAUCGCCCAAGUGACUAUAGAUAAAGGUGUUCAUACCAUUCUUAAAGAUACCACAUUGGAGGGACUUAAUCGUGGACAGCAGCAGGUCUAUAAGGGGCUAAAUGACAAAACUAAGAAGAGGAGUAUAACGACAUUUGAAAGGGACAGCAUUCUGUCGAACCUCACGGGGCAGCUGGACUACAGCGGCUUUGCUAAAGCCGACAUGAUCAUUGAAGCUGUUUUUGAAGACCUUAGCAUCAAACACAAAGUCCUAAAAGAAGUUGAAGCAGUAAUUUCUCCUCACUGUAUAUUUGCAACAAACACAUCUGCUUUACCAAUUAAAGACAUUGCCGCCGUAAGCAAGCGACCUGACAAGGUCAUUGGAAUGCACUACUUCUCUCCAGUCGAUAAGAUGCAGCUGUUGGAGAUCAUCACAACUGAUAAAACAUCUAAGGACACCACUGCUUCAGCGGUGGCAGUCGGCCUGAAACAAGGCAAAGUCAUUAUCGUCGUUGGGGAUGGGCCAGGAUUCUACACUACUAGAUGUUUAGCUCCCAUGUUAGCAGAAGCAGUACGCGUACUUCAGGAAGGUGUAGACCCCAAAAAGCUGGACUCACUGACCACAGGCUUCGGGUUCCCUGUGGGUGCAGCUACUCUGGCAGAUGAAGUUGGCAUCGAUGUGGCAGCUCACGUUGCUGAAGAUCUCGGCAAGGCCUUCGGCUCCAGAUUUGGUGGCGGAAAUAUUAACGUUUUGAAGACCAUGGUUGAGAAAGGAUUUAAGGGUCGUAAAUCAGGCAAGGGGUGCUACGUCUACCAGCCUGGGCGUAAAAGCAGAGAUGUGAACCCAGACAUUCUGGAGGUUUUGGAGGCUUACAAGCUGAAGCCAAAUGCUGCAGUUUCUUCAGACUCUGAUGUGCAGUACAGAUUGGUGUCUCGCUUUGUGAACGAGGCUGUUCUGUGUCUACAAGAGGGAAUCCUUGCCAAUCCAGUGGAGGGUGACAUUGGAGCCGUGUUUGGUCUUGGCUUUCCACCCUGUCUUGGAGGUCCCUUCAGAUUCGUGGAUAACUUUGGUGCAGACAAAUUGGUGGAGAAAAUGAGGAGGUACGAAGAGGUUUACGGAAACCAGUUUACUCCUUGCCAGCUUCUGCUCGAUCACGCCAAGGAUUCAAGCAAGAAAUUUCAUAAGUGACCUCAGCCCUCCUGUGCCAGUAGUACUUCACAGAAUAUGUGAGGUUUCUGAAAUGUCUGUGAAAAGAAGCAAUCCAGUUUGUGCACUUAGAGCACUGAAUGUGUAAUAAAGAUAUGCAGGGCCUUUUGGUCCUUACAAAGGAAGUUACAUUACAACAUGAAAUAAUAUCAUUUCUCCCCCCAUAAGUUGCCAUGUACAUGAAUAAUAUUCAGAUAGCUUUUUACUGAAACAAACUGUUUAGUUUUGGGGAUGCUUCUGUACAUUAAUUAAAUAUUUAGGUAUGUUUGUUUUCUAACGACAGUGUACAAAUAAAAUACACCAAGUGCAUUCCAGUACAGCUUGGGUGUCAAGAUCAAAACCCUCACAUUUUAGUCCAAAAGCACUUCUGUAAAAUAAUUUUAAUGUUAGUAAGCUUUAUUUUUGUGUUCCAUCUGAACAUCGAAAGUGGCCUCUGGGAAAAAAAUUCCUGUGGAUAAAUAAAAUGUUAACAGAU
Misgurnus anguillicaudatus (oriental weatherfish) is the source of this 2834-nucleotide messenger RNA. RefSeq names its product trifunctional enzyme subunit alpha, mitochondrial. Gene Ontology annotation, molecular function: long-chain (3S)-3-hydroxyacyl-CoA dehydrogenase (NAD+) activity; enoyl-CoA hydratase activity; NAD+ binding. The record is from RefSeq and is a predicted model, not a curated record. Gene Ontology annotation, biological process: fatty acid beta-oxidation. Gene Ontology annotation, cellular component: mitochondrion; mitochondrial fatty acid beta-oxidation multienzyme complex. NCBI's taxonomy places the organism in Eukaryota, Metazoa, Chordata, Actinopteri, Cypriniformes, Cobitidae.